CACCCGCAGCUGCCGCCCUUGCUUCCGGCCACUAGACAGGAAGCGUGUGGAGAGAAGUAUCAAAACAAGGCAUCUUCACUGACAUUACUACUUCAUUCCACGUUUUUCUGUUGCCGUCGGGUCCUGUCUUAACCAUGGACGGCGUGUCGCCUGUUCUGAGGUCUUUUAGUGAACAACUGACCGCAGAAACGUUUAUCGAUGACGGGGUGGAGACAGUCACUUCAGUGGAGCAAAAAAAGGUGGAGUCCAGCAUUAAAGAAGUUAUCAGUGUUUACAAACAAAUUCAUAGCUUACCUGAACCAACGUUGUUGCGGGAUCAGCACUAUCAAUACCUCAAAAAGGGCUUACGUCACCUAUCGGACGCCUACGAGUGUCUGGAUGCCAGCAGACCGUGGCUUUGCUUCUGGAUUCUUCACAGUCUGGAGUUGCUGGAGGAGCCUGUUCCUGCGACGGUCGCCUCAGACGUUUGUCAGUUCCUGGCUCGCUGUCAGAGCCCGACGGGCGGCUUCGCCGGCGGCCCGGGUCAGUACGCUCACCUGGCGCCGACCUACGCCGCGGUCAACGCUCUGUGCAUCAUCGGCACAGAGGAGGCCUACAGUGUUAUAGACAGAGAGAAGCUGCUGGACUUCCUCUGGUCGCUGAAGCAGCCGGAUGGCUCGUUUAUGAUGCACGUUGGAGGGGAAGUGGAUGUCAGAAGUGCCUACUGUGCGGCGUCUGUGGCAUCACUUACAAACAUCCUAACCCCCAAACUGUUUGAAGAUACCACCAACUGGAUCCUCAGGUGUCAGAACUGGGAAGGUGGUCUCAGUGGAGUUCCGGGCCUGGAGGCCCACGGCGGUUACACCUUCUGCGGCACCGCUGCACUCGUCAUCCUGGGAAACGAACACAUGCUGGAUCUGAAAGCCCUACUGAGGUGGGUGGUCAGCAGGCAAAUGCGCUUCGAAGGAGGGUUUCAGGGCCGCUGUAAUAAGCUGGUGGACGGCUGUUACUCUUUCUGGCAAGCUGGAGUCUUGCCUCUGCUCCACAGAGCCUUAUUCAAAGAGGGAGAGUCUGAAUUGAGUCGGAACCAGUGGAUGUUUGAGCAGAAGGCCUUGCAGGAGUACAUCCUCCUGUGCUGUCAGAACCCCACAGGGGGUCUGCUGGAUAAGCCCGGAAAGUCCAGAGACUUUUACCACACCUGCUACUGCCUGAGCGGCCUCGCCGUAGCACAGCACUUCGGAAACCUGGACCAUCAUCAGGAGAUCAUCCUGGGCAAGGAGGAGAACCGACUGGCGCCGACUCAUCCGGUCUACAACAUUUGUCCGGAGAAGGUCGCCGGGGCUUUGGAACACUUCCUCAAGCUGCCUAUUCCAGAUGACAGCAGACACGUGGGGGGGUUCACCGGCAUCAAGCCGCCCGCCGCCGCCGCCGCCCCCCCCCUCCCAUGAGCCUCAGUCGUAGUUCGACCUCAGCAGAAGCCUCACUGUGAUGGAAAAUCAGCUGCUCAUGAGUGUCGGGCUCACCCAGAGAGCGGCGAUGUGGGCUACAGUGAGCUAAAGUGAGCUGCCAUGAGGACCAGCAGCAGAGCAGAGCAGCCACAGACCUUUACAGGAGGAGUUAGUGCGUUAAAAACGGCAAUAGUUAAACCUUUUGGCUGAACUCUUGCUUUCAACAGUUUCAGCUGCUCUAAGUGUUUCUUUAUUAGCAAUGGAAGAAAUAAACCUUUGUACUUUGCAGCAACUUUCUGAGCUCGUCUUCUGUUUUUAUGCAUUAAAACUACAUUUAGCAAACG
Molecule: messenger RNA, 1771 nt
Organism: Oryzias latipes (Japanese medaka)
Lineage: Eukaryota; Metazoa; Chordata; Actinopteri; Beloniformes; Adrianichthyidae
Gene: fntb
Product: farnesyltransferase, CAAX box, subunit beta
Biological process (GO): protein farnesylation
Cellular component (GO): protein farnesyltransferase complex
Molecular function (GO): protein farnesyltransferase activity
Source: RefSeq, a predicted model, not a curated record